AUGGUUUCUAUUCAGGAUUCAAGUCCGUCCUUCUUCGAAAAUGCGCAAAACAUACCCGUGGACGCAAUCUUCCAAGUCCAGAAAGAUUUCCUCGCGGAUUCCGAUCCCAAGAAAGUCAACCUUGGCCCAGGCGCCUAUCGGGAUGAAAAUGGAAAGCCAUGGAUUCUCCCCUCUGUCCAAAUGGCGACGACCCUUGUGGCAAAUUGUGGACAUGAGUAUCUUCCGAUUGCCGGAUCGCAAGUCUUGCGUGAAGAGGCCGUGAAAUUGGUGUUCAAUGGAACGAAACUAUAUAGUGAGGGCAGGAUUGCAUCAUGCCAGGCACUUUCUGGAACCGGCGCGCUAUACUUGGCAGGAAGUGUAUUGAGAAAAGUCGAUCCAACUCCAAAGGCUGUCUAUAUCACGAAUCCUACCUGGUCAAAUCACGACCUGCUCUUCAGUUCCCUGGGCUUUGAUGUCAAAUACUUGCCAUAUUAUAAGGAUAAAACCUUUGAUUUUGAGGGCUAUAUGAGCGGACUAGUAACAGCACCUGCGGGUUCUAUCAUCAUACUCCAUUCUUGCGCUCACAACCCCACGGGAUGUGAUCCUUCCAAAGAUGAAUGGAAAAAGAUUGCGUCGGUAAUCCAGGAGCGACAUUUGUUCCCAAUUUUCGAUUCAGCCUAUCUAGGUUUCAAUUCAGGUUCAGUCAAUGAGGAUGCCUGGGCAAUCAAGUAUUUUGUUGAUGAGCUGGGACUAGAGGCUUCAAUAUGUCUUUCAUUUGCCAAAAGCAUGGGACUCUACGGAGAACGAACCGGUCUAGUAACAUUUGUAACCAAAUCCCCCUCCCAGGUCCAGACAAUGAACUCAAUCCUCGAAAAUGGUCAACGAGCCACCGUCUCGACCCCUCCAAGAUAUGGAGCUGAAAUCGCCGCAGCCGUACUAAGCACGCCUGAGAUCUUAGAACAAUGGGGCAAAGACCUUAUCACAAUGUCCUCUCGCAUCAGAUCUAUGCGAGAAAAGCUUUACGAAGAGUUGGUGCGUCUAGAGACACCAGGGGAUUGGUCACAUAUUAUCAAACAAACUGGCAUGUUUGGCUUCACGGGCAUCAGUCCUGCUCAGAUCAACCACCUCCGAGCCAAACAUCACAUUUACAUGGCCGAUACCUCCAGAAUUUCCAUUGCGGGUUUGAACGACAGCAACUUUGAGUACGUUGCCGCCGCUAUCAACGACGCUGCCAGGAAUAUUUAUUAG
This is a messenger RNA of Lachnellula hyalina, 1227 nucleotides long. It is a transcript of the gene aat2, whose product is annotated as Aspartate aminotransferase, cytoplasmic. NCBI's taxonomy places the organism in Eukaryota, Fungi, Ascomycota, Leotiomycetes, Helotiales, Lachnaceae. Gene Ontology annotation, cellular component: cytosol. Gene Ontology annotation, biological process: L-aspartate biosynthetic process. The transcript is spliced from 4 exons. Gene Ontology annotation, molecular function: pyridoxal phosphate binding; L-aspartate:2-oxoglutarate transaminase activity. The record is from RefSeq and is a predicted model, not a curated record. Bases 1 to 1227 code for a protein of 408 amino acids.